Molecule: messenger RNA, 714 nt
Organism: Salvia splendens (bonfire salvia)
Lineage: Eukaryota; Viridiplantae; Streptophyta; Magnoliopsida; Lamiales; Lamiaceae
Product: GDSL esterase/lipase At5g45960-like
Exons: 4
Coding region: 1-714 (237 amino acids)
Molecular function (GO): hydrolase activity, acting on ester bonds
Source: RefSeq, a predicted model, not a curated record
AUGUUUCUGGCCGCCGGUAAAGGAAAACUGCACCGGCCGUUCAAUAAUACCGUUUCGGCGGUUUUCGUAUUCGGUGAUUCGACAGUUGAUGUGGGCAACAACAACAACCUUAUGACCAUUUUGAAGAGCGAUUUCCGGCCUUACGGAAUAGAUUUACCCAACAAAAAGCCGACGGGGAGAUUUAGCAACGGCCGCCUCGUCACUGAUUUUAUAGCUGCGUAUGCUGGGAUCAAAGAGUUUGUGCCGGCGUAUUCGGAUCUGCAGCUCUCGAUCGAGGACCUAAUGACGGGUGUCUCGUUCGCCUCCGGCGCCUCUGGAUUCGACGAGAAAACCCCUAGCUCGUUUGGUGUGAUCACUAUGAAAAAACAAGUAGAAAAUUUGAGAGAGUACACAACCAAGAUUGCAAAGAAGAUAGGAAAAAAGAAAACCAAAACUUUGAUUGAAAAAUCAGUAUCUAUAGUGAGCGCCGGAUCUAAUGACAUAUUUAUUGGAUCUAAGGGGGUGAGGAAUGUGGCGGUGGUGGGGUUGUCGCAAGUCGGAUGCGCGCCAGCCGUCGUCACUCUAAACCCCGGUGAUGGUGGCAUGUUCGAACGCAAGUGCAACGACUCUAUGUCGGCAGGCCCGGUCCUGAGUUUUUAUUGGCCCGGGGCGGAACUAAAAGAGGGGCCCCAUAGCAUGUGGGCUCUUGUUUCUUGCUUGGACCUGGCCCAGUAG